AUUUACUUUAACUAGUUUAUGAAACAUGAAGCUUAUUUUGAUCGUGUCAUUUCUUAUCAAUUCGUCGAUAAUCACGGCCAAAAUAUUAAGUGGACCAGAGAGGACUUUAGAAAGACAAAGUAAAAGGACAUCACCUGACACUCGUCACGAAAAGUUUAUUCACCAUCAAGAUGUCGAUAAUAAUGAGAUAGAAAGAAAAAACUGUGACGAUGAAAGAGAUCAUUUCUUUGGAAAAUUAGUCAAAGCAAAAUGGGAUAUUAACCCACCAAAACUUUCUGUCAAAAAAUCAGCGUUGAAGAAAGGUUAUGUUUUCUAUCCUGUAAAAUUUUCAAAAAUUAUAAAGCAGGGGAUUUUGGCAGCCCACAAUCAUGCUAGGGUGCAUUUUCCAGCAAGCAAUAUGAAAUUGAUGACAUGGGAUAGGGGAUUGGAGAAGAUGGCAAUACGACAUACGAGAGAAUGUCUUUACUCGAGUUCUGCAUAUUUUCAUCCAGUCGGAGAAAACGUUUUUGCUUCUACCGGACUUCCAUACAGCGAAGGCAUUCUAGAGCGUGUCAUUGAUCUGUAUUAUACUGAAAAAGCUAAUUAUGACUUCGAAAACUUGAGAUGUAAAAAAGGAAAAACAUGUCAACAUUUUUUGCAGGUCAUUUGGGCUAAAUCAUCCCGAGUAGGUUGCGGUGCUACUUUGUGUCGGAACCUCAAUGUUCAUGGGAAGAUUUGGGAUCAUGCAUUCUAUUUCACUUGCAACUACGCUCCCGUAAUUGAGGACUAUAACACGAAACCAUAUCUUCUUGGGCCACAUUGUUCAAGAUGCGACCCUGCUGAGGUGUGCAGAUAUAAUCUAUGCACAAAGUUGUCAACAAAAAAGUCAGCGUUGCAGUGAAACCAUUUCAGGAUUUUUUUAGUUUAUUAUAAUGGAAAUUAUUGUGAAUAUUAAAUAAAAUCGGCUGAAAAUUUUCCAAUUUUUAUUUCGCCAUCUAGUCUAGUCAAUGUUAGGCUUGGUAAGAUAAUUUAUCAUAGUGAAUUUCAGAAUGUAGAUUAUUGGGUACGAAAUUCACCUAUGGAUUGUUUUGUUACUUAUCGAUCUUUAGAUCGGUAAAUAUGUUGAUAUGUAUUUGUCUGUUUGUCUGUUAGAUGCACGCGAUAUCUCACGAAGGCGUGGUUGAAUCUGCUCCAAUUUUGC
This is a messenger RNA of Styela clava, 1180 nucleotides long. RefSeq names its product GLIPR1-like protein 1. The record is from RefSeq and is a predicted model, not a curated record. NCBI's taxonomy places the organism in Eukaryota, Metazoa, Chordata, Ascidiacea, Stolidobranchia, Styelidae.